AUGGCUUUGAGAAGGUUUAGAUCUACAUUAAGAUCUUCUGUUGUGACUUAUUUGUUAUGCUUUUCUGCAGUUGUAAUGGCAUAUGAUAUCUUUGAUCCAACCGCAAACAUAACCAUUACAUGGGAUGUUGUUUCAUGGACUCCAGAUGGCUACGUGGCUGUGGUGAAGAUGAACAACUAUCAAAUGUAUCGUCCAAUCAUGACUCCAGGAUGGACAUUGGGAUGGACAUGGGCUAAAAAGGAAAUAAUUUGGUCGAUUCUAGGAGCUCAGGCGAUUGAUCAAGGAGAUUGCAAGGACUUACCGAGUAAUAUUCCUCAUUCCUGUGAGAAGAGUCCCAGAAUCAUUGACAUGCAGCCAGGAGUACCUUACAACCAGCAGUUCCUAAACUGCUGCAAGGGUGGUUUUGUAAGUUCAAUGGGUCAAGAUCCUGCUAAUUCACUCUCGGCGUUUCAGUUGAGUGUUGGGAAUUCGGGCAAUACUUAUAAAACAGUCGGUCUGCCCAAGAAUUUCUCCCUGCUGGGUCCCAAUCAAGGAUACACCUGCAGCCCUAUAUCCAUUGUGCCAUCUUCGGUUUCUUUAUCAUCUGGUGGUCGUAGAAAGAACCGAGCUUUAAUGUCAUGGCAACUGGUGUGUCGUUACUCCCAGUUUCUGGCCUCUGAGAUCCCAACCUGUUGUGUCUCGAUGUCAUCUUUUUACAACAGUGAGAUCACUCCAUGUCUUUCAUGUGCUUGUGGCUGCAGGAUCAAUGAAAACUGUGUUACGUAA
Molecule: messenger RNA, 765 nt
Organism: Lactuca virosa
Lineage: Eukaryota; Viridiplantae; Streptophyta; Magnoliopsida; Asterales; Asteraceae
Source: the annotation of a GenBank genome assembly